Molecule: messenger RNA, 8782 nt
Organism: Effrenium voratum
Lineage: Eukaryota; Dinophyceae; Suessiales; Symbiodiniaceae
Source: the annotation of a GenBank genome assembly
GGCACCAGGCGAGCUUCGCAGGCGACAGCAGAGCGGGGCGCCAUGCGUCUCGCCUGCCCAUGGACGCCGUCGCCUCGGAUCGCAGCGCCCCCCCGGGAGCAUUUCGCCGGCGGCAGCGCGCGGUGGUGGCCACGGUGGCCAAAGAAUGGCUGGGCUGUCGGUCUCGCACUGGCAGCCAAGCGCCCGACAAACAAAUCUAUGACAAAGGCAACUGUUGCCAAGGAGCAAGAUCCUUGUUAUACGGUGGUGCAGUCGCUAAUCGAGAGCGGAGGCACAGAGGAUAUCCAGUGUUUUUCUACAUUUUGCCGAGGGAUGGGGCUGGCCCUCCAUGACGUGCUGUCCAGAUGCCCGUUUUUGGAACAAAAGGAUGACAGCGUGACAGUUGCCAACGUCGAUGACCUAGCAGCAUUCUGCCUCGAACACUGGAUGCUGGAGACAGAGCAACUGGUGGUUCACAUGGGCCAGGCCGGCGAGCAACUUCAAAAGGAGAUAGAGAUGCUUGACAAGUCGUUGAAAGGCACAAGGACCAGCAAGCUGAGAAGCUUCUUGCAGAAGUACCCCGGCAGAUUCAGGAUUGAUUCCAAAUCACCAAAUGUCUUCAUGCUUGUACAGCAGCAGCGGCCGCAACGAGCACGACAGCAACAGCAAGUCAAUCAGGAGAUGGACCCGUACUAUGCAGUGGUAGAGAACUUGAUCAAGGAAGGUGGCACGGUGGACUUUGAUGGAUUCGUAUCGCUGUGCGGCUCUCACCAGCUGACCUCGCAUGACGUGCUUUCCAGAUUCGACUUCCUGGAGGAGAAAGACGAUGGGUGGCCUAUAGUAACCGUUGGCAAUGUCGAUGAUUUGGCGGCGUACUGCCUGGAACAUUGGAUGAAAGGCGCCGGCGCAGAGUGCAUCUUUUUAUCAGUUGCAUCCCCCGCGUUACACACUAUCCUGAAGCCGCUGUCCCCAGAGCUGAGCGACCAGCGGACGCAGAAGAUCUCCAAACUUGUGCGGAAGUAUCCGCAGUUCUGCGUCAUUGGGUCUACGGGUGUCAUGUCCUUGCGUGAGCCGUGGGCUGUUCCAGAGUUCCCAGUGAGCGAGUCUGAAGCGGAGAGCAACGAAGCCGCAGAGGUGGACGCGGAGAACACUGAGGGCUCGGAGCCUUCGGUGGCAAUCUUGCGGGACUCCGCGACGAGGUACAUGGACCUGCGCUUAAAGGGCUUAAAGAUCAAGCGGAAGGACUCAAAGAUCACAAACGAUCGCGUAACUGUCGCGCAGAGCUUCGAGACCUGCAUCAGCCAGCAUGGCAUUUUGAGAGCCGAAGUGGUUUUGGCAGAGAUUGACAAUUUCUGCAAGCUCCGCGGGAUCUCGGAAGUGGAGCUGUUGCGGAGUGCUGACAUUGGCCCCAUUCUGGCGGGGUAUGUGAAGACCUUGGUUUUCAUAGAGACUGUCAUUCGCGUUACCUUGGCAAGUCAUCCGGUUGUCACAUUGCAUGAAUUGGAGCAAUACAUUCUUCAGCACCGAAUGUUUGCAGGGAAGAGUCGUUUUGAGGAUGCCCUUGUUGGCAAGCUGCAAUUUCAUCCUCUUGUGCAAGAUGCUUUCGGCUUGACGCACCUUGGCUCUCUUGAAGGUUUGCUGGAAUUCCCUCGUAUUUCAUCUGCAGACGUUAUCCGUUCCCUUUUCUCUGCGCCGGUGCUGAGCUGUUUUGCAGCCAGCAAGCGCUUCUCGGACCUUCGGGCGCGUUCCAUGACAGCAAGCCUGGCACAAUUGGCGGCCAGCAACGGAUUUAGUGAUUUUCGGCAGAUGGGUAUCGCCGUGCAGGAUGGCUCCUUCCUUGGAGAGAUGGUUCCUCUUUUGAAUAGGCAGCGAUGCACCACAGAAAUUCAGCUGUGGCGGCACGGUGCCCAGUAUGUUGCCCAGGCUUUGGCCGAAUGGACUUCCUUAGCCUGCGCUCCGCAACAUCAAGUCUUCUUAGAAGAGUUGGCUCGGCUGUCAGCGCCCCAGAAACAGGAGGAGUUUGUGCAAAGCAUCCUGCGGGAAAGGCCGAGUUGGCAGCAGAAGACGUUGCCUAGCGCAUCAGGCUAUGUGAAACUGCUGUUUGGAGAGUUGCUGGGGGUUACUCAGAAACUGUUGGCAGAAAGCGGAAGCGCAGAAGAUUCAGCUGGAGAUGCAGUUGACCUUGUCAACACAGAUGAGCGUGAUGCUCUCGUGGGCACAGAUGAGGCUGACGCACAGCUUUCCAUGUCUCAGCCGACAGGCGACCAAGUUCUCGCACAGCUCUGCCAACAGCUUCGCUUGCAGAGCAACACAAGUGACAUGCUGGAGGUCAUUGGCAGAACAGGCCUGCGCUGGUCCAACGCUGUGUUUGCAAGCUGGCUGCAAGAACACAGCUCCAGCAUUGCUGCUGCCAUGGGGUCUAUUGGACCUAGUGGACAGGCUCUGGAACUGGAGAACGGCGCAAGGGAACUUGCAGGGCGCAUGGUCGCUGCCGCCCCAGGCACUUCAACUCAACUGCUUCUCCGUGCGCUCGGGGUGCAUUUCCAGGGCAUGUUGAAAGAGGCUGAGCUGGGCAGCAUCGUUGAGGAAGCGCAAGAGGCCUCGGCGACCGCUGAGGGUCCUCCGGCGGGCGUGGUGCUGAACUUGGCGCAGGCGGUGGCAGCUUGGAGCCAGGAUGGCUCGGAGAGCGACUGCGUCACGGGCUCGCGAGCACUGGAGCAGGCCGCCCAAGCGCUGCUGUCGGCGCCUUUGCUGAUGGAUUUGACAGAGGCCCUGCCGCAGUGGAGCCGAGACUUCAGGGGCUUGGGCGACUUGGUCUCCUUUGUGCGGUCCGCAGACUUCCAGGCCAUUGCUCAGAGGAAAGGCGCUGAGGGCUGCCUGGUGGAGGUGAGACAUGGCAGCUUUGUCCGUGUGCCGCGGCGGAGCGAGUGCCAGCUUGACAGCCUCAACUCCGCGGUGAAUUCUGAGAACGCCCGGGAGGCGGCGGCCAUAGUUUUCGCACGUCUGGUGCGGGAGGGAAAGACUUACAUGGAGAUGAUGAGGGAGAGCGUGUCCGUAGGCUACAAAGACUUCAAAGAAAGUGAGAACUUCUUGCUGCGGGCUGUUGCUGCCCUGCCGCUGCAGGCCCCGAGGGAGGCCAUCGACGUACUGUCCGCGGGGUACUUGCGCCUGGAGAGGCCCCGGCUAAAUAUGGCGGCCGCUGCAAGAGGGGGAAGCUUGCGUCACCGGCUUGCUCUGAAAAGGUUGGCCUGCUACUUCAACUUCCCCGAGUGGGAGGAGAUCGCGGAGGUUGAAGCAGGAAAGGCAGAGGUAGCGAGAGAAGUGGCCAAGGCCUUCCUUCAAAAGGAGACUGAAAAGGAACGAGAGGCCCUGGAGACAGUGGAGGCUGACGUUGCGUUGGAGGAGAGCAGGGCAAGCCGAGUUCAACUGGAAAGCAACGAGGAGGUGUGUUGGCGCAUCGCCGCGCUGAAGAAGGUGGACUACAAUUGCGUGGAUUUGGAGAAGCGGGUUUGGAUUCAAGAGCCUGAAGACGAAGGAGUUCGCGCCUUACAGAGCACAGUGCAGGGUGCUGUCAAGAGACUGUCGGAGGACCUUUACAGCGGCGAGGCCCACUUUCUGCUGGAGCUGCUGCAGAACGUAGAUGACUGCACCUACGCGCAAUCUGCAACGCCAACUUUGAAGCUGCGCUAUGAGACGCGGCGGGACAAGUUUGCGGAGAUCACCAAUUUCAAAGCGGCCGCAACUGUGGAAGGCCUGCUGGUGGUGGAGCACAACGAGACCGGCUUCAAGACGCGGAAUGUAUUGGCGAUUUGCGACAUCGAUAAGUCCACAAAGCUUGCGCGUGAGAAGCGGUUCAUCGGCGCCAAGGGUAUUGGCUUCAAGUCCGUUUUCCUGGUCACCGCAACCCCUGUCAUCCAGUCUGGCAUCUUCAAUUUCCAUUUUGACUCCGACGCUUUGAAUGGUCUUGGGUCUUUGCUGCCCUUCCCCUUGCCAGCGAACUUGACAGCCUCAAGUGGCACACGCUUGGUGCUUCCCCUGGAUGCAUCCAGCGGGCCCUUGAAGAAGCGAGGCCUGCGAGCAGAGGACGUUGGGCGCAGGGCCUUGCUGGACGUGAAGCCCACGCUGCUCCUCUUCUUGCGCAAGGUGCAGCAGAUCCAGGUGUCUCGGAAUGGUCAGGAGGAGCGGCUGAUGAAGAAAAAGACUCAUCCAAAGAGUGCCAGCACUGAAGAGGUGGAGCUCUUCACCAUAGGAAGUUCCCAACUGGUGGAGCGAUGGCUGUUGCACACCCGCGUCUUGACGUUGAGAGGCCAAGAUGGCGACGUUGCCUCAGAGCUGAAGUUGGCCUUUCGCCUGGAUCAGUGUGGCCCUCUCCCAGCGCAGGAGGCGCACGCUUGGCUCCCCUUGCGAUCUUAUGGUCUACGCUUCAUCGUGCAGGCGGAUUGGCAGGUCCCCUCUUCCCGAGAGGCCAUACAGGACAACGUCUUCAACCAGCAGGUCCGAGAUCAGGUCCCCAACGCUUUUGCGGACGCCGCCAGAGUGCUUGCGGAUGAGGCGGAGAUGCUGUCGCUGCAAGAAGCCAGCAGCAGGCUGGCGCCGUUGUACCACGCCAUGCCCAUACACGGCGAUGCCAUCGACUUCUUCCAGGGCAUGGAUGCGGCGAUUCUGGAGGCCAUGCAGGAGGUGCGAUGUGUGCUGGUCCAGGCAGAGAACAUGAAUGGGGACACAGAGACUGACGGCGCUGAAGAGGAGGGAAAGGAUGCCAGAGAAAGUCAGUUUCAGUUGGUGGUGCCUCAGCAGGCGGUGAGGGCGGACUUUCCGACGGGUGUCCCCGCCAGGUCCACGAGUUCCUUGGUACGGCUUUUGGCAGAGGCUGGGCGUUUCGUGGAGACAGGCGGUAUGCCGGCACGGGCCGCGGACGCCUUGCGAGUACCUGUGGUGGAUGCGGAGGUGGCAUUGGAGUGUUUGAAGACGCUCGCCCAGCGGCCGUCGACCUCAGAUGAGGAGCACGUGGAGCUGCUGCGCUUGCUGCUGCUCACCAUUGCAAGUACCAGGCCGGCGCUUGGUGAGAAGGUGCGGAAGUUGGCUGUGCUGCCCGUUGAGGAAGGGCGACUGGUUAGCUUGGAGGAGGAAGACUUGAAGGGCUGCAAAGUUUACGACAUACCAGCCAGCAUGGCCGGCGUAGAGAAGAUGCUGGGCCAAGGAUAUCGCUUGGAUCCACGCCUUAGCGGGCUUGCGGAGCCCGAGGUGAUGGACUUUCUGGUGCUACUGGGUGUGGAGCGAGUUGAGGGCUUGGCCUUCAUGGAGAAGGAGCUCUUGCCAGUGCUGACUCGCCCCGAAGAGCCUGACCCUGAGAGGCUACUGUUGGCCACCCGCACUCUCAGGAGCCUACUGUCAUAUUGCGAGCAGCCUUUGCAAGAAGUCAUUUUGGAGAAGCUUGGGGAGUGGUGGGUCUUGGACAGCAAAGAUGCCGUCCGCAAAGUUGGCAAAGCUGAAGCGCUCCACCUGACUGUCCUUCCUCCAGAGCUAGAAGGGAAGCUUGAUUGGAUGAUUCCCUCACCCCGGUACAAGGAUGAGGACUGGGAAGACUUCUGGCUGUUGCUGGGCGCUGUGCCCCUCUUCCGUGUGACGCGCACAGAGGCCGGGGACUACGAAAGCGAGGACUUGGCGAAGCUCUUACAAUGCGCAAAGACGCCAGAGAUUGCUCGAAGCCUCGUGCAGCUCUUGGUGCCUUUUGGGGACUACUAUGCACCCUACCUGUGGAAGGCUGAGGAUUCAGCAACGGCCCCGGCCCCCUCAAGCGUGGGGCGUCUGCUGUGCGAGAGCGCCUGGCUGCCUACCCAGCAGAAAACAAUUGUCUCAAUGAACUUGGCUUGCCUCGACGGCCCGGAGCGUUUCCGUUUCGACGAGUGCGUGAAAGAGUUGGCUGACGCUUGGCCGCUGGGCAUAGCAAAGGCUUCUACGCGAACCUUGGUCUCCAUCCUGAGGAGUUUGAGGGAGAAGCCUUCAGGCCUGUCAUGCCCGCAGAUGGCCUCUUUGUAUAUGAUGUUGGAGGAUCCUGGUGUAAAUGAUGCGACGCUCUUUGCCAACGUGUUUCCGGACUGUGACCUGGACGCCUUUUUGAGGGACGAACCUUGGGUUUUCAUCCCCGACCAUCCAAAGCCGCACGGUGGAUUUGAGCAGUGGUAUCGGAGGACAAGCCAAGACACACGCAGCGGAGCUUUCUACAAAGUCAGCCAGCUGGUUUACAAAGACGCUGCAGAGUGCUUGGACGGUUUCAGCGCGAACGCUAGCGACGAGCUGAUUGACUUGAUGAGGCAAACCUUGGACAAGCGAGUUGUUGCCAACUAUUAUUUCAGCGCGAAGACCUUGUGGCCCGCCUCCUGGCAAGAGUCGGAAAAAAGCAAGACAGACAAUCGCUCGGACUUUCACACCCUGGCGAAAAUGGAUAUCCAAGAGAGGUUGGAGCUGGAGGACUACAUUCAGGUCCUGAAAGCGAUCGAUGAGCUGGUGGGCAGCCGCCCAGCCAGUCAGCUUUCCAGGGUGCCGCGGUUUGUGGGCCAGAUCCUGGCAGUUGUAGCUCGCCUCCUGCAGGCUGAGCUGGAUCGGGUUGACGGAGAUCCAGUAGCGGAAAAGAGAGUCGUUGCCAAGUUCCGGGAUCCGUUGUUAGAGGCUCGCUUUUUGCAGGCCGCAGACGGAACCUGGCAGUCUUUGAAGACUCUGCAGUGUGUGCCUCGCGAAUGGAGAAAGACUCCCGACUGGUUCAAGGAGGCCCUGCAAUUGGUUGCCUGCCCCAAGGGGUCCGAGCGCGCGGUCAAGAGCAUCAGGGAUCUCUUGAGGCUGUGUGAGCUGCAAGGCGAGUACAAAUUAUUGAAGUGCGCAGUGGUCACAGUGCGCGAGGACGAUGCAGAUGCUGUCGCUGUGCGUCAGCAACUCUGUGCAGCCGCGAGAGACGUCCGAGCCGCCAGCUCGAUGCUUCAGGAGUUGGCCGCAGAAGUGGAGAAGGUGCUGGCGGAUGUCUCUGUCGUUGCGUGCGCUGGGGUCUCGAUCUUUCAGGCUUUGGCCUUGGAGGAGGCCACUCCAAGAGCGGCCGCAGCUGGAGAGCUCCAACUGCUUCAGCUGUCAGGGCAAUCGCCGUCGCUUGAGGGUCUGGCGCCCGCUGCGUUCACAAAAAGCUUGGGCGAAAGUACAGGCUCUUUUGUUGGCUAUUCUUGCGGACGCCUGAGCCUAGCUGUGCAGCGCAAGGACUUUGAGGUUGAGUCGUUGGCCAAUUCAGUGCUGGGGGCAGCUUUGCGGCAAAUGAGUGUGGAGAAGCAGGCCAAGUUCCUGACCAACCAAGCCUUCACGCCAGACGGCCUGGCUGCUCGCAAUGUGCUGAUGGUGGCGCUCCAGGAGGCCAGGUGCGCUACACAAUCCGGCGGCGAGGCGAGCAAAGUGACGGGGGUCAGCAGAGCAACAGACCGCGACAGCGCUGACGUCAGCGACGCCACUCCCGAGGCCACUGGCGCUGUCUCUCCAGGAGUUCAAAGGAUCCUGGACUUUUGGAACGAGCCCAUGGACGUGAACGAUGAGGAGCGCUUGACCUCGCUUUCGCUUGACCUGGGCAUGGAGGUCUCGGAGGUCUCAGUGGAGGAGCUCCUCCAAAAUGCUGAGCAGGCGCUGAACUACAAGAAGGCCAGACGGGCGAAACCUUCCACCCGCCCAGAUGUGAGCACGGCGCGGAGCUCGAGCAGCGCGAGCGCACUGGGCAGUCAGAAAGGCGCCGAGCGGCAACAUGCCAACGCUUUGGCAGAGUUUGAGGUCUUAGGCCCCUAUGUGCCCUACGAUGCGGCGAAGGAGGCAUUUGACGGGGAGCAAGGCCAGACUUCCAAGAGGAUUUCCACUGGGCGGACACCAAGCGGCGCUAGCGCUGCCAGCGAGUAUGAGACGCGCGACAAAGAUAAGACUCCUUCUCUCGAGAAAGGUGUAAAGAGAGCCGUCUUGCAGCCAUCCCCAUCUCAGUCCCAGAAGAGUCGAUCCCAACCCCAGACCUUCUCGAUGCCUUUCAUUUAUGAGCCGGCGACGAUUGCUCAGACACAGAGCUUCGUGGACUUGACGCCCGAGAGGCCGGCCUUGGAGCUCGAGUCCGCACGCGCUGGAGCCUCUGAAGCGAGAUCUGGGAUGUCCGCAACCGUUGGCAGGUUUGGGGAGCAGUUGGCGCAGAGGGCGCUGACGCAAUUAGGCUACCAAGUGCUCUGGCUGAACGAUGGCUUGGAGCGGGGUCUGCCCUUUGACUUGAUGGUGAGGUCAAAUGGCAGCUUCUCCUUCCUCACGGAAGGCGGCCGAGUCAGCCAGGAGAAGAUCGAUCAGCUCUUUGAGCAAGCUUUGAGAGGCGAAUCGCCCACCGACAUCUCUUUCGUUGAGGUGAAAUCCACCAGCUUCGCCGCCGCCAGCUACGAGAUGUCGUACAACCAACUUGGAGCCAUGCAGAUCUUGGGAAGCCGCUUCUGGCUGGCCAGGUGCUCGGAUGCGUUGCGUGAUCCGAAGCUUCGGCUCUGGCGAGACAUGUCAAAAGCCUUGCGCCAAAGAGAGAUACGUUUGCAGCUGCAGCCCUGAAGGGCAUGUUGUUUCACCCGCCAAAAUUCGGGCGAACUCAGCACGCACGUGGAUUUGUAAGACUUCUCAGGCCGUGAGGCUUUGCGGCGCCGAGUGCUGGAAAAGCACCCUGCCACGGGGCUUUGCGCUUGAUGCCUCCCUGUGUCAGCCAGACGCCGCAAUUGCUGCACAGGCGUUGAUGGGUUGCUUUGUAGCUUGUGCCUGCGACUGC